This is a messenger RNA of Puntigrus tetrazona (Sumatra barb), 918 nucleotides long. It is a transcript of the gene higd2a, whose product is annotated as HIG1 hypoxia inducible domain family, member 2A. Gene Ontology annotation, cellular component: mitochondrion. NCBI's taxonomy places the organism in Eukaryota, Metazoa, Chordata, Actinopteri, Cypriniformes, Cyprinidae. Gene Ontology annotation, biological process: mitochondrial respirasome assembly. The record is from RefSeq and is a predicted model, not a curated record. Bases 16 to 417 code for a protein of 133 amino acids. The transcript is spliced from 2 exons.
GUACAGCUGGCGGAAAUGCCCUGCUCGCGCUGUCUAUUCCACUUCCUGUUAGCUGAAGUUCUAAGCAUGGCAACUGCGACGACCCCGGUUGGCCAAGAUCGACCGACCAAAGUAGAUCGCCCGCCUGUCGUGUUUGAUUUGUCUCAGCCUCCGGUAAUCGAGGGGUUCACCCCGCUGCCCAGAGCGAAGGAGGAGAAUUUUAAAGAGAAAUUCAUCAGGAAGACCAAGGAGAAUCCCCUCGUCCCUAUAGGUUGUUUGGGAACAGCGGGGGCAUUGGUCUACGGGCUCAGCGCCUUCAGACAGGGCAAAACCCGCCAGUCGCAGCUGCUAAUGAGAGCCCGUAUCUUCGCUCAAGGCUUCACCGUCGUUGCUAUUAUAGUGGGUGUAGCUGUCACAGCACUGAAGCCCAAGCAGUGAAGACAAGACGGCAGACCCUGUGUGACCACACUGACAAGCGCCUUACACGGUCCAUGGCUGAAAAGUGAUGGGAAUAUAGAAUAAACUGAACAUUAAAUGCCAAUUGUUAGCAUUUUUAUUUACUUCAUAAAGUCCCAGUGUUGCCAGAUGGCACUGUUCGCCAACUUUCAGCAAUAUGCCACACGUAGUUCAUCCCAAAAUAAAAUAAAAAAAACUUUAGGGUGAGUGAAAGAUUAUCGUUAGAUGAACGACCCACUAUUUAAUUUAAAGUCAAAAAUUGUCUGGUUAACAGACACAGUACCUGCCUGUUGAUGGCCAUUACUUGAAACGUUGCUUUGCUUUUCUUUUUUCUUUUUGUCUCAAUUUUCUUACUACUCAAAAGUGCUGUGUAUUAUUUGCAAAGAAAUUCUUAUAUGCAAUUCUUGAUAGUAACUUAAAUCUCCAAGUGUUAUAAAUGUUAGUCUCAUUUUGAAAAGCCGUAAUAAAGAUUGUCUGAAUGCA